Messenger RNA from Aureobasidium uvarum, 441 nucleotides. Lineage: Eukaryota; Fungi; Ascomycota; Dothideomycetes; Dothideales; Saccotheciaceae. The record is from the annotation of a GenBank genome assembly.
AUGACCUCUGCCUUUGUAUCCACCUCCGGCGACAUCAAAGCCUUGGAGCAAGGCAUCAACACCAUGAAAUCCACCUGCAAAGAUGUAACUCUACUAGGCUCUUUCCUCGAAAACCACGAUAACCCACGGUUCCCCUCGUUGACUUCAGAUAUGAGUUUGGCCAAAAACGCAAUCGGGUUUGCAAUGUUGGCAGAUGGCAUCCCUAUCGUCUAUCAAGGCCAAGAACAGCAUUUCUCUGGCGCAUCCACCCCGGCACAACGCGAGCAAUUGUGGAAAUCUGGAUACGAUAAAAAUGCAAUUUUGUACAAGCACAUCAGCAAACUAAACGCUAUUCGAACAUUGGCCAUCAAAAACGACGAUGGCUAUUUGGGUUAUAAUGCUUAUCCGGUGUGGACAGACGAUCAUACUAUUGUGAUGCGGAAGGGGAACAAUGAUACGUAG